CCUUCAUGCUUAAAAGAUAACACAGAGGAGAUAAAUGUUCCUUCCUGCAGGCGGGUGAAUAAUUACGCUAGCCAACCGUGGAUCAUACAUGAUCCUUGCCUCCCACGUUAUGGCAGGAUAAUUGUGUUGCCAUGGCGAUGCAAUCUGCUGCUAUCACUUUGGUCCUCCGCCACACUGGAACCAGAGGGAGGUCCAAAGCCGCACAUUCAUCCGCAUGUUCGAGAAGAGACGGCGUCCGGGCACGUCGAGGGGCUCUCUGGGUUAUUCUAAUAAAAGGAAGAAGGGUCGUUAACAUCUUAUUCUGCUGACCCCAUUGCAGGCUCCAUCUUUACAAACAUAUGCUGUGUGGAUCCUUUCACCUCUCCUCCUCCCACGCAGACCUCCCAGGCGCUCCUCUCCGCCGGAGGCUCCGCGCAACAACCAACAAUCAGCCGCUCGGUGGUGAAAUAAAAAAAAAAAAAAAAAAAAAAAAAAAAAAACAAUCAAAAAAACAGGCGAUAACGGUGAAGAUGAUGGUGAUGAUGAUGAUGAUGAUGGUGAUGAUGAGCGGAGAUACUGUGUGUGGGCAACAGUAGUUCAUUAUCGGCUGCGUGGUGCAGACAGAGAAAGAGAGAGGGAGAGAGAGAUCCACAUGAGGUGUGAGGAGCGUCUUGGGCAGGCUGACAGAAGCGUCUUCAGGGAGGACAAGCAGUUGAAGACGGAGGGAUCUGUCUCCUCAUGACGGCUUGAAACAGGUUUCCCACGAGACCUGCCUUCUGGACCAGGUGCUGGAUCUGAUUAUGAACGAGAAGCCCCCCACCAGCGCCAGUCUUUUCCUAAACGAGGACUCGGACAAACCCCCUCUGCCAGAGAGAGGAAGCUUGAAGAGGCGUCUACGCAGGGCCAUGGAGAGGAGAGCCAGCAGCAUGAAGGAGAGGAUGAGCUCCAUCAGCCGGGACAGCGUCAAAGGUUUCCUCAAGAGGAACCUGUUCGUCCUGUUAACUGUCGCCGCUGUGGCCCUAGGUGUAAUCCUGGGCUUUGCUUUACGCCCCCACAACCUGUCCCUGAGGGAGAUCAAGUACUUCGCCUUUCCUGGGGAGCUACUGAUGAGAAUGCUGCGGAUGCUGGUGCUACCUCUCAUCGUCUCCAGUCUGGUCACAGGUAUUUCCUCGUUGGACAGCAAAGCGUCAGGUAAGAUGGGUUUGCGCGCAGUGGUCUACUACAUGGUGACCACCCUGAUCGCAGUGUUCAUCGGCAUUGUCACCGUGAUGAUCAUCCAGCCGGGGAAAGGCAGCAGGGACAGUCCUUUGGACAAAAGUGGAAACAUAGAGCCAGUUCAGACUGCUGAUGCUUUCCUGGAUCUCAUCAGGAACAUGUUUCCUCCCAAUCUGGUGGAGGCUUGUUUCAAGCAGUAUAAAACUGUGUACAAGAAGACUGUGCACACAAGGAAUGUGACGGUGACCCUGAACCUCACCGACUCUCUAAAUGUGACAGACUCCAAGCUGAACAUGAACCUCAGCAGGGUGCUGCACACCAUACAGGAGACAGUAGAGGAGACGGUCCCUGUGUCCGGCUCCUCUGCCGGAGUGAACGCUCUCGGUUUGGUGGUUUUCUCCAUGUGCUUCGGUCUGGUCAUUGGCAACAUGAAGCAGAAGGGCCAGGCCCUCAGGGACUUCUUCGACUGCCUGAAUGAAGCCAUUAUGAGGCUGGUGUCCAUCAUCAUCUGGUAUGCUCCAGUGGGCAUCCUGUUCCUGAUUGCCGGAAAGAUUGUGGAGAUGAAGAAUCUGGCAGAGGUGGGUGGCCAGCUUGGGAUGUACACCGUCUCUGUCAUUGUGGGUCUCCUCAUCCAUGGCCUCUUUGUCCUGCCACUGCUCUACUUCCUGGUGACCAGGAAGAAUCCUUACAGCUUCAUUGGUGGCAUACUGCAGGCGCUCAUCACUGCUCUGGGAACCUCAUCCAGCUCUGCCACCCUGCCCAUCACCUUCCGCUGUCUGGAGGAGAACAACCGCGUGGACAAACGAGUGACACGCUUCGUCCUCCCUGUGGGGGCCACUAUUAACAUGGAUGGCACCGCCCUCUAUGAGGCUGUGGCCGCCAUCUUUAUUGCGCAAGUCAAUGACAUGGACCUUAAUUUUGGCCAGAUUCUCACCAUCAGUAUCACGGCAACUGCUGCCAGCAUUGGAGCAGCAGGCAUCCCUCAGGCUGGCCUGGUUACCAUGGUGAUAGUAUUGACAUCGGUGGGACUGCCCACCGAGGACAUAACACUGAUCAUCGCCGUGGAUUGGUUCUUGGACCGCUUGCGUACCACCACCAACGUGCUGGGUGACUCGCUUGGGGCUGGCAUCGUGGAGCACCUCUCCCGUAGAGAGCUGCAGAGUCAGGAUGCUGAGGUGCGCAACUCUGUGAUCGAGGAGAAUGAGAAGCCCUACCAGCUUAUCUGCCAGGAAAAUGACACACUCAAUCACCGCAACAGUGAGACCACGAUGUGAAGACCAGUGCUAUGCCCCGAAGAGCUUCGUGUACCAAAAGCAUUUUAGCUAGAGGGUUGGCUUGCAACAGUGCAGGAACGGUCUUAGAAAAUGGUAGUUCUUGGUCAACUCAGCCAGUUCCCUGGGGCAAAGCCUGGCCCGGGGUUGUUUGACUACAGGAAAUAAGCACACAAGCUGUUUAGGAACAGUUACACAUCCUAUGCCUACAAUCUGAUACUGUCUGUGCCAGUUAUUUAGGGGCAUUUUGCUGUUUGAUGACUGUUUAAAUCAAUGUCAGACGAGGCUCAUCACGUCAGAGACAGCUGAAAGUAAUUUUUAAAAAGUCUUAAGCCUCAUUGCGUUUUCACAGAUUUGUAUAAUUUAUCAUCCAUACAGUCAGUCACCAGUGUUAGAAUACAAAGUAUUAAAGAAAAAAACAGCCCAUUCUCACUCCCAACACACCAAAUGCAGCUGCCUGGUCAAUGACCCUGCACUUUAAAGCUUGAAGCUGUAUUUACCCCUCCAGUGUCAGUUGUUGAAGUGACCCUAGGCAGUAGUAUAAAGAGCAAGAAAGUCUGAGACAAGGGAUAGCUGGGGUGCUCAGGUGGGUCCAGCAUUCAUGACCCAUAUGUCACCUAAUCCUACCUCCUAACCCAAGUAUUGUGUUUAUGCGAAACCUCAUACAAGGUUUAUACUACUACUUUAUACUACCAUACUUUAUCUUACCUCAGCCGAACCAAGUAUUUUUUAAGCCUAAUCCUAACCAAGCAGUGUUUUUGCCUAAGCCUAACAAUACCACUACCAUUUGACAACAUUAAUAACAUUCCAAAAGUCAUAUAUCAUUCUAUGUAAGCUGUAGUCUCACUGGUGGUUGCAAAUAGCGUGUUAGUGCUAACUUGACCGUAAAACCAUAUACAAAACUGACACUAGAACGGUUUGUAGAGGGUCACAGUUUGAAGCUUAAGGCCACUGAUCAAGCUGCUGUAAUGGAUGAGAUGGGACUGAGAACAUGUUGAGAAAAACAAACAUUCAUAUACAUGGAGUUAAACAUCUGAUUUUCCAAUCUUGCAAAUAACAAAAUCUGCAUAAUUUGGCUAUUUCUUUUGCAUGAGCUGAUACAUAUUAUUUGCAAACACUUGCCUUUGUCAUUUUCAUUAUGACUACCUCUAGUAGGACUUAGACACGGAGCUUCUACAGCACUACACACAAUAUUCAAGCAUAUCAGCAGAAUGUAAAUACAUCGAUCUCUGCACUGUUUUUUUUUUUUUUUUUUUUAAAUAUUUCUUAAUAUAAUUUACGCUUUCUUGUCCUUGUACAAUUUUGGAUGUACCUGACUGUUAAACACUGGAGGAUGGUGUGGAGGAGAAUCCUUGUUGUUUUGCAUAAAUAUUAUAUUUGUGUAUUCUUUCUUGUAUUUCUUUGGUGCUAUUGCUUUUAAACUGUACUGUAGUUAUACUAUGUCUGAAACUCUUUGAUUCACUUCUUUGUACAUCAAACAGGUGAGGGAAAUAUCAUACAAGAGAAUGAUAAAUCUGUUUCUUUUGAGUUAUUUGUUUCCUUUUUUCCUCCAAAUUUCAGAUUUGGUUGUUCUUGCAUAUAAUUUUAACAUCAUUACUGAUGUAUAAAGUAUUAACAAAUGUAGUUUCAUGACCAUUAGAAGAUAUUUCAUUGUUGGUCACAUUGUGCUUGACAUCAAUAUACCCUUGAAUUGUGUUUUCUGUUUUAUAAUUCAUAUACCAACUAAAUAUGGUAUUUAAUUCUGUGUUAUUUUGACUGGAGUGAUAUAUUGCAAGCUAAAGAUGGAUUCAUUUUUAUUGUUUUGUGAAAAGGUACUGUGAAGAAAGCUUGUCAAUGCUGUGAGGAAUUGAAUGUACAAAUGCUUUAUGCUUUUUGGUGUUGGUUGUUUUAGAGGACAGUGUAGUGCAUAAUUAUGAAAGUGAAAAGUUGUGUAUCAUUUAACUAAACGCUCUUCUGACUUUGUGUUGGUUACAUGCUCAUGAAGAGGUCUGACUUUAGUUUCCAUGCUUGAUGUUAUUUGAGUAAAAAGCUCAACAUUUUUGAUGGACUGCUUUUGAAAAAUGUGAAAAGUAAAUGGCUCAGGAAUUGAA
This is a messenger RNA of Acanthopagrus latus (yellowfin seabream), 4555 nucleotides long. RefSeq names its product solute carrier family 1 member 6 (gene slc1a6). The record is from RefSeq and is a predicted model, not a curated record. The transcript is spliced from 13 exons. Gene Ontology annotation, biological process: L-glutamate transmembrane transport. Gene Ontology annotation, cellular component: plasma membrane. Lineage: Eukaryota; Metazoa; Chordata; Actinopteri; Spariformes; Sparidae. Bases 780 to 2468 code for a protein of 562 amino acids. Gene Ontology annotation, molecular function: neutral L-amino acid transmembrane transporter activity; L-glutamate transmembrane transporter activity; glutamate:sodium symporter activity.